UGUAAAGAAGCGUCACAAUUAUUUGAGCACUGGGUCAAGCCAGCUGUGGUUGGUCCAUCUUAGAUUUUUAGAUCUAAAACUUUGGUUAAAGUCGUUUCAGAAUGACAUCGACUAUCUCCAAAUUAAUAAUCAAGACCCUCUGUGACAACCACGGAUGUUUGGAUUUCAAGUCGCUGAAUGCGAAACUCGCACAAAGUCCGGUUGCUAAAGCAGAUCUGCGCUCUGCUCUUUUCGACGAUGGCAAAAUAGUCAUCCGAGAGGGCGAGAAGAAGGCCGGGAGCGGGCAGAUAAUCGGGCCAGAUAGUCUGGUAGUGGCUAAAACUGAUCUGAGACUGUGUCAGAAAAAAGCCGGAGACUGUAUGCAGUGCGAUCAGCUACAUUUGUGCAGGUAUUAUGUUUGCGGAGGCUGCACGUUCGGACAAAAGUGCAAAAAUCCACAUAGCCUGACUGUUUCGUACAACGCAAAGCUUUUGAUGAGACACAGUCUUCAUGACUUGACAGAGAAACAGCUGUUCCAGCUGCUGCUGCAGAAUGAUCCUUAUCUGCUUCCUGAGGUAUGCCCACAUUACAACAAGGGAGAUGGCCCAUUUGGCUCCUGCAGAUUCACCACCUCCUGCACAAAGCUGCAUGUCUGCCAGCACUACCUUCAGGGUGACUGCAAGUUUGGCUCAUCAUGUAAGAGAGCCCAUGUUGUUGGUACACAUGAAAUGAAGCUUCUUCGAGGACUCAGUCAGGAAAAUCUUCAAACCCUUCACAAGAUCUACAGGAAUAAAUUUAUAAUCUCAGGUCAACAGGACAGAGUGGCUGCUGUUGUCUCAGUUCCACGGGUGAGAACUGGCACUCCACAUCCUCCUCCUCAGCCUUCCCACAACAACCCUGGAUCUCCCACCAGUUCUACCUGUCCUUCUAAACCCAUAAGUGAUGCUGAAAGGAAUGAAAUCUGCCUCUUCUUCAUUCGCAGACACUGCAGCUUCAAAGAGAAAUGUGCUCGUGUCCACUGGCACCUGCCUUACAGAUGGCAGGUUUUAGACCAAGAUGGUGCCACUUGGAAAGACUUGCAGAAUAUGGAAGAGAUAGAGAAGGCAUACUGUGACCCAGCUCAUGACACAAGCUGCAUGGAUCUUUCCUCACCCACCAAAGGGAUUUUUGCGUUUCUGACUUUUCAAAGUUCUGCAUCCAGCACUGAAAGUUAUGUUGACUUUAAGACAAUGACAUAUGGAGGGUCUCAAGUUCGCCGCUUGUCCACUGCCUCCUCUGUCUCAAAGCCCCCCCACUUCAUUCUGACAACACAGUGGGUGUGGUACUGGAAGGAAGACGGUGGGAAAUGGCUGGAGUAUGGUCAGAGUGAUGAUGACUCAGUCUCCUCCCAGACUCUGGAGAAUGUGUACCUGGCAGACAGGGAUACAGAGAUUCCUUUCCAAACUGGCAAACAACAGUAUGUUCUCCACUUUAAAGAUGAAACAGGAGCCCAGAAGAUGUAUCAGCAAAAUAUAAAGUACAAAACAAAGAGGGAGGUCCGAAGGAGGCCUCGCUUUGUGUCUUCUCAUGAUGUGGAGAUGAAGUUGAAGAGCCCAUCGUCUCAAGGCGCCAGCUCUUCCACAGCUGAAAGUGUCCCAUCAAACUGGGACAUGAAAGUUCUGCCCGAAUUUGGAUUCAAGCGCGUGCUACUCUCCAAACCGGGAGAUUAUGAUAUGAUCGAGAUGCUGUUCAAGCGCACCAUGCCUCAAAGUAGAAUUACAAGCAUCGAGAGGAUCCAGAACCCGUCCUUGUGGAAAGUCUUUCAGUGGCAAAAGGAUCAGAUGCAGAUGAGGAAUGGAGGGAAACUUGUGGAUCAGAAGUACUUGUUCCACGGGACAAAUGAGUCCUUGAUUGACCCCAUAUGUGAACAAAACUUCGACUGGAGGGUGUGUGGUGCCCAUGGAACGGCCUAUGGGAAAGGGAGCUACUUUGCCCGAGAUGCAUCCUACUCAGACAGAUAUUCCAGGGCUGGAGGCAGCCUGAACAAGAUCAUGUUUGUUGCCCUGGUCUUGGUGGGGGAGUACACAAAGGGAAGUAGCAGCUACGUCCGACCUCCAUCAAAAGGAAACAGCCGAACUUUCUACGACAGCUGUGUUGACAAUGUGAGCGACCCCAGCAUAUAUGUUGUCUUUGAAAAACAGCAGAUUUAUCCAGAGUAUCUUAUCAAAUACAUAUAAGUCAGGCUACUGUUUUUGUCAGUGUUUUAUCUGACUGCAGUGGUCAUGAAAUGUGGGAAUUAGUUCUGUUUUUGAAUUGGUUCAUAUAUAUCAUAUUCUAAUGUUAAUUCAGGUUUAUCUUUAAAGUUCAUUGUAUUAUCUUUCUGUUCCCAUUUUGCACUUGGUCUUCUGUUGCUGAUUGCUACACCUGCUCCUUGUUUAGUAAUUAACUUGCUCUGUACAUGCUGUACCUUUCUAUUGCUCCUUGCAAAACCUCAUCUACCCUGUCUUGUAUUUGGGUUUUUUGGGCCUUAUUGCAUAAAAAAUAUUUUAAUGCAAAACAUGAGUGCAUUCCAGUUGUUCCUUCUCAUCGUUACAUGGUAAAUGAAAAAUGUUCUAACUUUAUCAGAGAUGUAUAAAGAAAUAAUGUUACUGUAAUUUGAGAUUGGGGUUAUUUCUACUGCUCUUUGAUUUUGAGUGAAGACAAAGCAUCAUAUUUUAUUAUCUGAACUUAUGUUUAAGAACUUGGAUCUGUAUUGUACUGAAACAAAAGUAAAAGAAGGUUGAAACUGGACCCUGAGAUUGUGUCAGAUACUUUUUUCUGCACAGAGAAGCAAUAGUUUUUUCAUGACAAAUGUACGUGUCUCUUGUCUUCAAUGCGAAAACCGGGAAUGUUUAGGGCAAAACGAACAAGUGUGUGUGUAUAUAUGUAUAUGUUUACGGGUGGCUGCUAAAUAAACAUUUCAAAAGACAAA
Molecule: messenger RNA, 2929 nt
Organism: Melanotaenia boesemani (Boeseman's rainbowfish)
Lineage: Eukaryota; Metazoa; Chordata; Actinopteri; Atheriniformes; Melanotaeniidae
Gene: parp12a
Product: poly (ADP-ribose) polymerase family, member 12a
Exons: 11
Coding region: 102-2195 (697 amino acids)
Molecular function (GO): NAD+ poly-ADP-ribosyltransferase activity; metal ion binding
Source: RefSeq, a predicted model, not a curated record